Molecule: messenger RNA, 2376 nt
Organism: Myxocyprinus asiaticus (Chinese sucker)
Lineage: Eukaryota; Metazoa; Chordata; Actinopteri; Cypriniformes; Catostomidae
Gene: nagk
Product: N-acetylglucosamine kinase
Exons: 10
Coding region: 45-1082 (345 amino acids)
Molecular function (GO): N-acetylglucosamine kinase activity
Source: RefSeq, a predicted model, not a curated record
UUGAGAAGUCAUGUGAGUAAAGAGGAAGCGGCGGUAGAGAAGAGAUGAGCGCUGUAUACGGUGGAGUGGAGGGUGGCGGAACACACUCCAAAGCAGUUUUGGUUUCUGCUGAUGGACACAUCCUUGCUGAGACAGAUGGACCAUGUACUAACCACUGGUUGGUUGGCGUUGAUAACUGUAUCACUGGUAUCAAUGAUAUGGUCCAGAGGGCUAAAGUUGAGGCAGGACUGGACCCGGACACACCAGUUUUUUCAUUGGGCAUGUCUUUGAGUGGUGGAGAGCAGAAGGCUGCUAUUCAGAAGUUGAUUGAUGAUUUGAAGGAAAGAUAUCCCAAACUGAGCCAAAGUUAUUUUAUUACCACUGAUGCCAUUGGUGCUGUGGCAACUGCCAGUGAUCAUGGAGGUAUAGUGGUGAUAUCAGGCACUGGUUCAAACUGUAAACUGGUGAAUCCGGAUGGCACACAGGUUGGCUGCGGGGGUUGGGGUCACAUGAUGGGAGAUGAGGGUUCAGCAUAUUGGAUCUCUCACUUGGCUGUUAAAACAGUUUUUGAUGCCAGAGAUAACCUUGUCACACCCCCUCAUGAUGUCACCUAUGUCAAAAAGGCCAUGGAAGAAUAUUUCCAGGUGUCUGAUUUGAUGGGGAUGCUUCCUCAUUUGUACAGAAACUUUCAGAAAUCUCACUUCGCCGGGUUCUGUAGGAAAUUGGCUGAAGGUGCCAAUGCUGGUGAUGCGUUGUGCCAACAUGUGUUUACUGAGGCUGGAAGAGCCCUUGCACAGCACAUUGUAGCUGUCUUGCCCAAAGUACACCAGGAUCUUUUUUCUGGUGAGCUUGGAUUGCCUAUUCUGUGUGUUGGUUCUGUAUGGCGCAGCUGGGAGCUGAUGAUGUCUGGUUUCACUCAGGUCAUCUCACAGGCUCAAGCUAAUGGAUACAGCCUCUUCCAUAAGUACAGCCUGUUCACACUACGCCAGUCCUCUGCUGUGGGUGGCGCUAAACUGGGGGCACAGAAUGCAGGUGUCACUCUCCCUCUGGACUACUCUGCCAAUGCCAAUGUGUUUUUCAGCCAUACUUUCAGCAAUCAAUGACUGGGGCAAAACAGGCCUAAGAUCAGAUACGCCACUACAUUUUUUUGUUGAUAAUGGGACCAAAGUGGGAAUUUCUUGUUUUUUAGCUGAUAGGGACAUGUGCUUUUACAGUCUGUCCUCUUGGGUGUGCCAUUUCUCAAAUGGCACAUCAAAUCUUAUCAAUUUGUCUAUAUGAAUGCAUUACAAAAAGCAUGAAAACAAAGCAUUAAAUGCAGUUAUAUGAAGUUAAAUGUAUUAAAAAAGGAAUUUCGACACUUUUAAAACAUGGCGAUCAUGACAUUUUUGAUAGUAUCAUGGAACAGUUUUGUUAAUAUACAUUUGCAAAAGCAUUUUAGCUGUAUCUUUACAUAUCACAACUUUUUAUAAAUAUAAUAAAAAUAAAAAUAAAUAUUCAAAUUUGUUCUUAUUCUGUUUAACACUAAAAUGUCAUAGUUUCUGUGUGGACAGGCCUCAGUCUUUUGGCUGAAGCAAAAACAGACUACAUACAGGGAAAGUUUAUUAGCCCUUCAGCCUUUGCUAAUUGCAAAAAUAUUAGCUCAACCAAAAUUAUUCAGUUGAGAGAUUUUCCUAUAUGUCUUCCUUUCCUCUGUAAAAAGCAAAAGGAAAUGUUAGACAGAAUGACAGACUGAGUGAAUUAUCCCUUUAACCCUCCUAUUGUGUUCAGGUCAUUUUUGAACCGGCAGAGGUAGAUAAUACCACAUAGUUUUUAGUACGGGAACCAAACUUUGUGACUUUGUCAAGAUACACAUAAAUACACAUAAUUUAUUUUUUCAGAUUUUUUUACUAAAAUUGUUCGAGAUAUCACCAUUUAAAUUUUAUUAUUUAUUUUUUUACAUCUUUUGCAUUCGCGGGUCAAUUUUGACCCGGGCAUCAUUUGUGUCUUUACACAUGAUAUUAUGUAGAUUUUUUUUGUACAUCCUUGAAUUUAGCCUCUUUCCGAUAAUCUCUCACACACUUUUUUGUCUCUGGGACUGCAUCUUGUUUACAAAUAUGCACACACACAUUUCUGUACAAUACAGACAUGACAGAUGUAACAAACAUAACAAAUAAACUAAACCUAAGGUAAUAUUGUCUAAAGGGGGUGUGGCAAGAUUUUGUUCAUGCACACGUUAAUCUAAAUAGGGCUUGAAAGAGGAAAUUAUCCACAUUUUACUCUGCAGCCAUCUGAUGCCGAACCAGUUUACAGCAAACUCACGCAUCAACAUUCAGCAGUUCAUGCAAGUAACCAGAAUAGAUUUAGCUUAAAAACAUAGUAAAGAAGUAUUAAUGUUGUAUACUUGAGUUGUACAGUUAU